This is a messenger RNA of Cordyceps militaris CM01, 1272 nucleotides long. RefSeq names its product 26S proteasome non-ATPase regulatory subunit 11. Gene Ontology annotation, molecular function: structural molecule activity. The record is from RefSeq and is a predicted model, not a curated record. The transcript has 3 exons. Gene Ontology annotation, cellular component: proteasome regulatory particle, lid subcomplex. NCBI's taxonomy places the organism in Eukaryota, Fungi, Ascomycota, Sordariomycetes, Hypocreales, Cordycipitaceae. Bases 1 to 1272 code for a protein of 423 amino acids. Gene Ontology annotation, biological process: ubiquitin-dependent protein catabolic process.
AUGGCAGCCGCCGACUCGAGCCGGGUCCAGGAAGCGCAGAAGAUUGCAAAGACGGACCCCAGAAAGGCAGAGGCAACCUACAAGGAGAUUGUGUCCCAGGCCCCGGCGGCGACUUCAGAUGCGGCAACGCGCGAAUAUGAGCAAGCUUUAAUCAGCUUGGGAGAGCUGUACAAGGAUGAGAAGAAAUCACAAGAGCUGGUAGAGCUUGUACGACAGAGCCGUACGGUUCUGUCGUCGUUUGCCAAGGCAAAGUCGUCAAAGCUCAUUCGUCAACUUCUGGACCUCUUCAAGGAGAUCCCCAAUAGCACCGACACCGAAGUCGCUGUCACAAAAGACUGUAUCGAAUGGGCCACGGCCGAACGCCGAGCCUUUCAGCGCCAGGACCUCGAGGUCCGCCUGGUUGCGCUCCAGAUGACGAAGCAAUCCUACUACGAGGCGCUCACGUUAACGAACGGCCUGCUUCGUGAGCUGAAGCGUCUGGACGACAAACUACGUCUGGUCGAAGUUCAGCUUUUGGAGUCGCGCGUUUACCAUGCCCUCGGCAACAUUCCCAAGGCCCGGGCCGCGCUCACGAGCGCGCGCACGAGUGCGGCCAGCGUAUACACGCCACCGCUGCUGCAGGCCAACCUCGAUAUGCAGAGCGGCAUGCUGCAUGCGGAAGAUAAGGACUUCAACACUGCCUUUUCCUACUUUAUCGAGGCCCUGGAUGGCUACCACACGCAGGACGAGAGCCACAAGGCUCAGGCAGCCCUGCAGUACAUGCUUCUCUGCAAGAUCAUGCUGAACCUCGUCGACGACGUCAACCAGCUCAUGACGUCGAAGCAGGCUGUCAAGUAUGCCGGUCAGAACCUCGAGGCAAUGAAGGCUAUCGCGCGUGCUCACGCCAACCGCUCGCUGGAGGAGUACGAGCGCGCCCUGUCGACUUACCGCUACGAGCUGGGAAGCGACGCCUUCAUUCGCAACCAUCUCCGCCGCCUCUACGAUGCCAUGUUGGAACAGAACCUGAUCAAGGUGAUUGAGCCCUUCUCCCGCGUGGAGAUUGACCACAUUGCCAAGAUGGUGGGCCUGGACACGCAGCAGGUCGAGCGCAAGCUGUCGCAGAUGAUUCUGGACAAGGUUAUCAUUGGUGUUUUGGAUCAGGGCGCCGGCUGCCUGAUCAUCUACGACGAGACGCACCGCGACCAGUCGUACGACGCAGCUCUGUCGACGAUUGACAAGCUCAGUAAUGUUGUUGAUGUUCUGUACACUAACCAAGCCUCUUUGCUGGAGUAG